Messenger RNA from Lodderomyces oxycetoniae, 855 nucleotides. RefSeq names its product pheromone-regulated protein. Gene Ontology annotation, cellular component: cellular bud neck; fungal-type vacuole. Lineage: Eukaryota; Fungi; Ascomycota; Pichiomycetes; Serinales; Debaryomycetaceae. The transcript has a single exon. Bases 1 to 855 code for a protein of 284 amino acids. The record is from RefSeq and is a predicted model, not a curated record.
AUGGGGUCUAAUAUGGUGGAUCGUAUUCCACAAACAAUUGUAUCGGAUGUAUUAGAAAAAGUGGUUAAGCGAGAUGACUCUAAUACUCCAGCAGACCUUAGUUCAAUGCCAGCAUUGUCUUCCGUUUCGCUGCAGCCGAGUUUAGAGAUUACCUCAAUCCCAAAUUUAACUAAUCCGUAUAUUCACAAGCUGAAUCUACCCCUGGGCUUGGUAUUCAUUAUAGUUGGAUGUAUAUUGGGAGCCAUGUUAAUAGCGGUGAUUAUAUUUCGAAUAACCACAUACUUUAUAUACUCAUCAAAAGCACGACGAGAAAAGGAAACUUAUUUUGCAAAUGAUAAUAAUCUGAGUAUCUUUUUUGGUGAUGUACAGUCAAAUACAUAUACAUUCCCAUACUCCAAAUCACUCAAUGCGUCAUCGAUUUCCAUAUCUUCAUCAUCGACAAACUCCCAGGGAAAAUCCCUACAAGGUCAGCUAUUGUCUGAUAAGAAACAAUUUCGUAGAUCAAUGUUUCAAAAUCCAAGUUUGGAUUUGACCAAGUUGGAUAUGAUGUUGGGAGACGGGUCAAAUAUCAACAUUGGUAAUACUACUACUACUACUACUACAAUGUAUAAGCAGCAACAGAACAACAAUUCAUCGCUUUUGUUGAAAUCUUUUGCCGAUGGCUCUUCGCCGCUACCAUUCAAUGAUAGCAAUACUGUUGUAUCAAGUUAUAAUGGAAGUGGUAAGGAUUCAGAAUAUAACCUGGGCUCAAGUGCAGGUAAUAAGAGCACGCAAACUACAUUGAGACCCCCGACUUUAUAUCUUGAAGAUUUGUUAAACAAAAACACCACUGCCGGUGUAGACUAUGAGGUAUAA